GAAGUCGAUUACGUUUUGGGUUUUAGAAUGUUCAAACGUUCUUCUGAUUCAGAUUCAUGGAAAUUUUGACAAGUGACAAAUACAACAUAAACAGAAGUUUGUUAAUUUACUCUGCAAAUGCAUGGAAUCUUAUGGUGCUACAGAGACACGGAUUGACGAUUCACCGAGUUUAGAUGCUUUAAAAUCUAAUGAUGAUAACUUACUGAACAAUCAAAAUGGCGUUAAUGGAACAGGAAGGCCAAGGGAAUCCAAUGGAGGUUAUCCUAAAAGUGUUUUCUUUAUCCUGGGGACAGAGUUUUGUGAAAGAUUUUCUUACUAUGGCAUGCGAGCCAUCUUAAUUCUGUACUUGACAAAAUGGUUGAAGUUUGAUGCAGAUAAUGCCACUGGUGUUUAUCAUGGAUUUGUGUUCCUUUGUUACUUUAGUCCUCUGUUUGGAGCUAUCAUUGCUGACGGUUACCUGGGUAGAUACAGGACAAUCCUAUAUCUGAGUAUUAUUUAUGGUAUUGGGAAUGUUAUAAUGUCUGCAACAGCAGUACCACCACCAGAAUGGAUUGGGCCAAUGAUUGCAUUAAUACUGAUUGGAAUUGGUACUGGAGGAAUAAAACCUUGUGUAGCAGCCUUCGGUGCUGACCAGUUCAGACCAGAACAAGAGAAAGAACGUGAAACCUUCUUCUCAGUGUUUUAUUUCAUGAUAAACUUAGGAAGUAUGUUUUCAAUCAUACUGACGCCAAUCCUCAGAGCUGAUGUCCAUUGUUUUGGAGAAGAAUGUUACCCAUUAGCUUUUGGUAUUCCUGCUAUUCUGAUGAUAUCUUCUGCUGUGAUAUUUAUAGCAGGUGGGAGAUCAUAUAAGAAGAUUCCACCCACUGGUAACCUCAUUGGCAGGGUAUUUAAAUGUAUUUUUUAUGGUUUAAAAGGGAAGAUAUCAAAUCCAGAUAAAAGACCACAUUGGCUAGAUCAUUCUAUUGGACUUUUUGAGGCUGAUUUUGUGAAAGAAGUUAAAAGACUGUUAAAAGUAUUAAUCAUAUGUGUACCAUUGCCAUUAUACUGGGCCCUUGGUGAUCAGCAGGGAUCAAGAUGGACUUUACAAGCAGAACAGCUAGAUGGCAGCAUGGGUCCACUUGGAAGAAUCAAGCCAGACCAACUGCAGGCACUAAAUCCUAUCCUGAUAUUAGGACUCAUACCACUGUUUGAGAAAUUGAUAUAUCCAUGUUUAGAUAAAUGUCAAGUUCCUAAUAGGCCUCUACAGAGAAUGGUAGCAGGAAUGUUUUUGACGGUAAUAGCUUUUAUUAUGGCAGGCUUUGUGCAACUUAAAAUAAAUAAUCAGUUUGAAUCUCCUUUAACAUCUACAGAAAUAGGUAUAACUCAUUACAACGUGUUGCCAUGCACUGCAUCUUUUUCUUCAUCCCGGUAUAGUCAAAGUAUACGCAGUCUUCAGAUAGGUAAAUUUCAGAAAUUCAAACCUGGCAACAUCACAUGGAAUGUAUCUGCAGAUUGUUCUACAGGAAAUAUCUCUCAAACAUUUAAUUUCAUUGGAAGUCACUCAUAUAGACUUGUUAUUCUACAAAACAAUACUUUAUCACUGGAUCUUAUUAAGAUAGAGGAUCAAAGAAAGAAAUCAAGGGAAGGAAAUGCUUUGAUAAGUGUUAUGAAUAUGGAUAAUUCUAUAGGCAGUGUGAAACUGGUACCAACUACUUAUACUGGUACUGUUUCAGAGAAAACAGGGAUCACAUUUGAUAUCAAAAACCACACCCACUUAUCUUUAGAACCUGAAAGUUAUAAAGUUUAUAAGUUACAAAAGAAUGGUGAUAAUGAAACAGAUUGGAGUUUGAUGUCCAGUGUUAAGUUGGGUAUAGGUGGAAUAUAUACACUUCUGUUAUAUAAUGAAAAUAGCAAGACAAACCUAAUGCUAUUUACUAGUGUAGAACAGAACUCCUUAUCCAUGUUUGUGAUGGUACCACAGUAUAUAGUUAUAACUGUUGGAGAAAUUCUAUUCUCUAUUACUGGUCUCUCAUUUGGAUAUUCACAGGCACCAAAGUCCAUGAAAUCCUUUAUCCAGGCAGCCUUUCUAAUGAACACUGCCUUUGGCAAUUUGAUUGUUGCAAUUAUAUCUGAAAUCCGAUUAUUUUCUAAUCAGGCUGUAGAAUUUUUCUUCUAUGCAGUGAUUAUGUUAGUAGACAUUAUAAUAUUCAUGGUCAUUGCUUAUUUCUAUGAGUAUGUAAGGGUAACGGAAGAGGCUACCAUACAUGCAGAUGAUACGUCAGGACUUAUAGACAAUUUAGAAAUGGAAGAUAGUUAUAAAAAUAAGUAAUGCAAUAAUCCAAAAAUUUGUUUAAAGAAUUAUUAUAUAUAUUCUGUCCCUUUUUGCUAUAACUAAGUGAGAAUACACUCAUAAGUUUUAAACUUAAAAAAAGAGUUUUAUGGUAAUGAUAUUUAAAAAAACAAAACGGAUCAUGAUUUAAAAUUAUGUUUUGGGUUAUUCUUUUCUGAUUCUAAUCAGGUUCUCUGAUAUUGUGAUUUUUUUAAAUAUGGGCAAAUUAAAUUCAAUUUUUUUCUUUGUUUAAAAAGUUAAGUGGACUGAUAAAUAAUUAUUUACAUUGUUUAAUUUUUAAUGUGUGUUCAAAUUUGGUGCUAAGCCAGGUGGAUUGCAAAAUAAAUACUACCACAAUGCCAAACAUAAUUAUGAUGUUUUAUUGUUAUCAAUGAAUUACAAAGCUUGUGCAUGACAGGUUUUAAUAAUGAGAUUAUUUAGUGUUUUUAUUAGUUAUUAUUUGAAACCUGAUUUCAAAUUAAAAUUGUUUAUGACUACAUAUACAUGAUUUUUACAUGCUUCGAUUUACCAAUACAGCUGUCUUUUUGUUUUUGUGUCAUUGGGUUUCUGUGUCAUUGACAAAUUCCCAAUAUCUUGUGAAGAAUAUUGUGAGCAUUGGAUUGUCUGAUAACUUAUAUCCUGCUUAUUUGAAAUCAGCUGGCCAAAAAUAAAUUAGUUUUUUGAUGGGUUUUAAUGAGUAGAGAAUAACAGAGCAUAACCAAAUAUUUACAAAUUGAGUAUAAAUAGGGCUACAACAUUACAUAAUUCAGAAUAAUGACACAGAAACCUUUUUUUUACCAUGAAAUAAUGGGACAAAAGAAAUACUGAAUACAGAAUAGAAACAUGUGCCACCUAGAUCCACAUCGCAAAAUUGUAAAAUGGUAACUGAUAUUAAAUACUUAAUCAUUACAUUAGGGUGUUUUGGGAAUCUCAGCUUAAAUGAUGUAAUGUUAAGACUCACUGUCAUGUCAUGGAUCAACAAAGCAUUUGCGAGGUAAUUAUCUUUAUUGAUUGUCGAAAAUGGGGAAAAAGAGAAAUAACAAACAUACUAGUUCAUUAUAACAAAGAGCAUUGUUUUAUGACCAAAUUCUCCCACCAAAGAAAUCAAAAAGAAAUCAAAAUAUGAAAAUUCAUGUGUCUUCCAAUUAGUGGUAGGAACUAUUAAGUUGUAUGUUUCUGGUCUCCUGUCAUAUGCUUUGAUAACAUACUUGGUUUAAAAUCAGUUUAACCACAAAAUGGAAAAUGCUAAAGAGUUUAUUUUUAUAUUUUAUUUGUUUAUUUAAAAUAUGGUGUAGGGAUCAGUUCAUUAUAUAUGUAUUAGUUUGUAAUUGAAGAUUUUAUUUUCUACACAAUAGAACUUUGAAAGAGCCAAUGGGAAAAUCUUAAGAAUUUGAAACUGUGUUAUAAUUGCCAUAUGCAUCUCGACAAAAACUAGAAAAAAGGAGAUAAAAUUCAUGUUAUAAGUUAUAAAUUGUAUAUAAAAUGUAAUUUCCCUUGAAAUUUUGCAUUACUUCAACUAAGAUAUGUAGGAAUGAAUCUAAUAAUUUUCUAUACACUUUUGAGAAAAUAAAUAAGGUUGUGAAUGGUCUAUUAUUUUUCAAAUUUUUCAUUACAUUCCAGAUUUGGUAAGUCUCCUCAAUUUUUGUCAGUUGCAGAUGAAGUUAAUAUAGUUUACCUCAUUGCAAAGCGUUUAUGUACUUUUUUAAAGAUAACUUUUUAAUAAUGCCACAUUGUAAUGUCUACAAUAUUUCAUUUCACAUUAGGUUUAAAUUUUACAGAAUAUUUAGUGAAAAAGACAAAUUACAAAUACAUUAUCAAAAUGACAGGGUAUAAGUUAAAAUGUAUUGCUGCAUAAUACUACAUGUAUUAUAAAAUGCUAAACUCAUUUGUUUUAUUUGUUGAUUUUUUAUGCAAUAUUUGUAUUUCUAUGAAAGGUUGUUACAGCAAGAAGAAAAAUUCUUUCUUUUCAUAUGAGCUAGUACAUUGAAAACUCUUAUGUUGAAAUUAGUGUAAUUAACUGACUUCUGGUGGCCAUUUGUUAAUACAACAUCUCUUUUUUUUGUACAAAAAUAUUCACAUUUUUCAUAUUUUUUAAUUUCGUCACCAAGAUUUUUUCUUUUAAUCUUGAAAUCCUACAAAUAAGAUGAUCUAUUGAUAAAAACAAUCCAUAGAAGCAUAUGAUAGAAAUGUAUCCUAUUUUUCAAUUAAACAUAACAUUAAGUGAUGACUUGUGAAAAUUGAAGCAUAGAUAACUCAAACAUUUAUAUAUUUUAAGAAUGCUGAUAAACUUUUCCAUAGUAUAUCAUUUCCAGAAAAUUAUUAAUCAAAUAUAGAUAGUUUUGAAAUUUUCAUUCGAAUCUCAGAUAUUACUAUGUUCUUUUUGAAUAACCAGUAGUUAAUUAAUAAAAAAAACUCAAUUACAAGUGUAUCUAGAAUGUGAUCUUUUAUUGUAGGUUUAGAGCAAAAUCAAAUCAUUCCUAUAGGUGAAAGGUUUUGGCAUGAUUAUUGAAUACAUAGAUAUUUAUUUACAGGAGAUCUUAUAUUUUUGUCUUAUAAGAGUUAUUCUAUUUUUAUAUGAAGUUAGUUGAUAUUAUAUUUGUUAUGUAUUAAGUUUUUAUACGCCCGUUUACGGGACGUAUUAUGGUAUACCGUUGUCCGUCUGUCCGUCCGUCGUCAACAUGUCGGACAUUAACUCAAAAACUCUUUAUCCAAUUUGCAUAAAACUUUGUUGAAUUGUUUAUAUCUAUUGACGUGAGCUCCCUUUUGUUUUUUAUAAAUUUUAGAUUUUAUGUUUCCGAGUUAUGGGGUUUUAUUCAUUAAAAAAAGGGGGAUUUUCCAGUUUUCGGACAAUAACUCAAGAAUGCUUUCACCAACUUGCAAGAAAUUGUGGUGAAUUGUCUAUAUCUAUUGACAUGAGCUCCCUUUCGAUUUUUAUAAAUUUUAGAUUUUACGUUUCCGAGUUACAGGGCUUUAUUCAUAAAAAAGGGGGAUUUUCCAGUUUUUGGACAAAAACUCACAAAUGCUUUCAGCAGUUCUUAUCAAACUUUGGUGAAUUGUUUAUAUCUAUUGAUGUAAGCUUCCUUUAGAAUUUUAUAAAUUUUACAUUUUACAUUUCUGAGUUAUGGGGUUUUAUUCAUUAAAAAAGGGGGGAUUUUCCAGUUUUCGGACAAUAACUCAAAAAUGCUGUCUGCAAUUCUCAUGAAACUUUGGUAAAUUGUUUAUAUCUAUUGAUGUAAGCUCCCUUUUGAUUUUCAUAAAUUUCUAAUAUGACAUUGAGAAUUAAUUGAACUUUAUUUGUUUAUAGUCUUAAAACAGAUUUACUAAGUAUUGCGCAACAGCACAGUGUAUUACACAACAGCAAGAAAUCUUUAAUUGAAUAUAAAUUCAAUUCAUAUCACCAAUUUCAAGUUCUUUGACUAGAUUUAUUCAGAAACCUAUUAUAUGUCAAAUAUUUAAUUACAAUCUAAAUUCAGACCUGUAUCAAGCUUGAAUAUUGUGUCCAUUUUUGCCCCAACUGUUCAGGGUUGGACCUCUGCGGGCGUAUCCAGCUGUGCUCAGCGAAGCAGUUUAUUUAGAUCUGUUUUCAUGUUGAUUAUUUGUAUAUUUUUUUAUAUAUUGAACAUGUUAUACCAAGCUUGUUAUCAUAGGAGAAAUUGUAAGGGAUUAUAUGUUUUAUUUAUGUUUAGUUUAGUUUAGGAUUAAACCUUCCAGGUAAUUUUUAUCCUUCUAAGAAAAUAUAUGUUUUAUUUUUUCACCAUUAGUUAUUCUUUAGAUUUUGAAAUCCUAAAAAGAUGAAAAUAUUAGCUGGAAGAAACCAGUCUGAUGUCAAUACUUGAUCUUCGUUAUUAAAAAUUUCUUAGAAUGUU
Molecule: messenger RNA, 6174 nt
Organism: Mytilus californianus (California mussel)
Lineage: Eukaryota; Metazoa; Mollusca; Bivalvia; Mytilida; Mytilidae
Product: solute carrier family 15 member 1-like
Exons: 23
Coding region: 122-2308 (728 amino acids)
Biological process (GO): oligopeptide transport; transmembrane transport
Cellular component (GO): membrane
Molecular function (GO): dipeptide transmembrane transporter activity
Source: RefSeq, a predicted model, not a curated record